AAAGUAAUGUGUGCUAUUGAAACUAACAUGACCUCGAGUCAAUACUCUUUGCAAUGCAACCAUUGAACAAAUACGUCUUACCGUGUGAUUUGAAUUGACGAUUUAAAUUUAAAAACGUAUUUUAUAUGCAAUACCAGGUUAAUGUACCAGGUGGAAAAGACCAUGUUUUUGUUGUUGAACUCUCAUAUUCUCGAUCAAAAUGGCGGUGCAUCAAUUCAUGUUAAGUUGUGUAUUAGCAACCAUUUUUCCUGAUGCAGUUUGGAGCGGCACGUAUUGCUACUAUUAUUAUUACUCAUACUACUGUUACUAUUAUUACUACAACUAUGACAUACCCAUUGGAUCUAUCAUUGGUGCAGUGGUGGGAGGAAUCAUUAGUCUCAUAUUUUUGUGCGUCAUUAUUGUUGCCGUCUGCAUGGUCUGUUGUAAGAAGAAGACAACAGGAACCGUAAUCCAGCCAGCCGGUUUUUCAACAACAUAUAAUACACAUCCCCAGUAUCCUCAAAGUUGGGGAGUACAGCCAACAGCUCCACCUAUUCCGGGAUAUAGCUAUAGCCAUCAACAACCGUAUCCACCCCCGCCACCUGUGUCACAGACGAUGCCCCCGCCGACGUAUGCCGAGAGCGUGGUUUCCGGACAACCCCUACGAUUUUCCAGUUAAAUAAACAUUAUUUAAGAAUGUGUCUCUUUUGAAUUUAUCUUAUUCACAAUGCUUAGUGAGGGAUUUAAUUGACAUUCGAAGUUUAAACGUACCUAUAAUUGAUUUUUUCUUAUAGACACAGAGUAGUAUUCGCAAAAUCCACGCUAAUCUCAAAAUCUUUCUUAAAAUGUCUUGAAGUGAAUUGUUUUGUACGCAUUUAAAAAAAAACAAAA
Messenger RNA from Magallana angulata, 870 nucleotides. RefSeq names its product protein shisa-5-like. The coding region runs from base 200 to 658 and encodes 152 amino acids. The record is from RefSeq and is a predicted model, not a curated record. The transcript has 4 exons. Lineage: Eukaryota; Metazoa; Mollusca; Bivalvia; Ostreida; Ostreidae.